Molecule: messenger RNA, 1530 nt
Organism: Aspergillus steynii IBT 23096
Lineage: Eukaryota; Fungi; Ascomycota; Eurotiomycetes; Eurotiales; Aspergillaceae
Product: FAD-dependent oxidoreductase
Exons: 4
Coding region: 1-1530 (509 amino acids)
Molecular function (GO): FAD binding
Source: RefSeq, a predicted model, not a curated record
AUGACUGCCUUCCGGGUCAUUAUCGUCGGUGGCAGCGUCGCGGGACUAACGCUGGCCAAUAUCCUACAGCGCUAUGGCAUCGAUUACAUCGUUCUUGAAAAAUAUCCCACCAUUGCUCCGCAGCUAGGGGCGAGUAUCGGCAUCCUACCGUAUGGCUGCCAAGUUCUUGAUCAAAUCGGUGUCCUCGACCGGGUCAGGGAGAUGAGUAUGUCGGUGGAUAGACUACAAUCGUUUGGGCCUGAUGGUGAAAAAGUGGGCGGUCAGGAUACAUUUGGGGUGGUAUUGGAGGAAUUAACAGGCUAUCAGUUCGAGUUUCUGGAUCGGCAACAAAUCAUCCAGGCACUCUAUGACAACCUGGAGGAUAAAUCCAAGGUUGUCGCGUCCCAGGAACUUUUGAAGAUCGAGCACUUGCAAGAUUCAGUGACGGUCACUACAAAAAACGGCCAUGAAUAUACCGGCUCCAUCUUAGUAGGAGCAGAUGGCGUCCACAGUCGCACCAGAGAUGAAAUCUGGCGAAUCGCCGAAUCCGAAAACCCUACGUACGGCGCCCAAUCCAUGGCCAAUAAAAUGACCUGCACAUACCGGUGCUUGUUCGGCAUUGCAGACCAACCUGAGGGCACGACCGAACACGUCGGGUACAAGAAAUACGUGAGGAAUCGCUCCUACAUCUACCAGUCUGGACGCGGAGGAAAGUUGUACUUUUUCGCAUUUUUCAAGAACCCCCAGGUCACCAAACAUCAAUCGAUUCCGAAAUAUACGGCUCAGGACGAGAAAGAUGCGGUUACUGAGGCCGCCAACGAUGUCCUCCUGCCGGGGGUUACUUUUGCCGAUGUCUAUGAAAAGCGCCGCAUCGCCGUCUUGACACCCUUGCAGGAAUAUGUGCUACAGAGGUGCUUUCACAAACGAGCGAUCUUGAUCGGCGAUGCUUUUCACAAGUUCAACCCUCUGACCGGCCAGGGCGGAAACUCCGCCAUCGAAGACGCAGCAUUACUCGCGGAUCUAGUAAAGAAAAUGCUAAUGAAAGGCUCCAAACCGACGAAUGACCAGCUUAAUUCUGCAUUCUCGCAUUUCGAGCGAGAGCGACGGCCCAGGGCUGAGAAGCUGAUGGAUGGGGCUCGUUUUCUUCAGAAAUUUGAUGCCCUUGAGAACCCGUUCCUCGAGUUCCUGAACCUCCAUGUCAUGAGCAAACUUGGGGUUGAUAAAUUCAUUACCAAUUUUGUGGAAAUAUGCUCUCCUAGUCACGCCUUACGAUAUCUACCUCCGCCAUCACGACGCGGUGUCGUUGCGCUGGACCAGGAUGUAAUCGCACGACCGAAGGAUCGAUCACCAACUGCAACUAAACUCUGGAGUGGAUUUAUGAUCGCCAUGGCUGCUUUGUUUGUUAUUGGAUAUCGAUGCUUCCAGCCUCUAACCACCGGGCUGGAGGUUACAUCGAACCUUUCCACCCUCUCCAUAACCAUCACCAUCAACACAAUGUGGACCAUAGAAUCCUACCGCUCCGUAAUGCUCGGAGGACCACUCUUCAGGUAA